AUGCCUACCUCAAUGAAGUUUUCCCGUAUCAAUUACGAGGCAGUGGAAGAAGACAUAAAGCCCGGUCCACCAAAAAGAUUCAACUCUCGUUUCUGCGACGAAAAGCUGCUCCCGCCACUGGAGAGGCCAAACGAAAGACCUUACGGCAUGCAGAGAUGGUUGCCUGCUAUCCUUGAGAGCCGUGACAUUGACCCAUCUGUUAUCCAAUACGUCCGCCUGUCCCGACGGCAAGGACAUGUCCUCCUGGAAGCAUCUGGGAACGCUAUGCUCACCGGCCAGUUCAACAGAGCCACCGUUGAAAAGAUUCGGGAAGAGGUCUAUCCCGCGUUCAGCGAACUCUUCAUUCCCUCUCAAGGACUCUUUGUCCGGCUCGAAUUUUCGUCUCCAAAGGACGCAACACCCCAAAACAUGAUCCUUUCACCCAUGGAUGUCUGCUUACGCCUUGCUACCUCUCAGACGGCAAUGAGCGAAAUGAGAAAGACUCUCUUGUCUGGUUCUCUCAAUGUGAAACUCAUCUUCUUUCCUUUCAAUCCUCGCAUCCGUGGCGAUCGCCAAUACCGCGUCUACUGCCAACCUGACACGGGAAGAGUCACUGCCAUCAGUCAGCAGGAAUGGCAUAAGAAGUGGCGGUUCAGCACACUUUCUCGGGAGGAACAAAACGCUGUCGUGGAGGAGAUCUGGAUGGGCAUUUGGAAGAUUCACCAGAACAUCACCGGUCGUUUGGACAUCAAGACAGAGAUGGACGCGCUCAUGUUGAAGCAAGGGUUCACGUUCGAUGUUUACUACGACGAAGAACUCCGAAAAGUCAUGCUCAUUGACCUUGGUGUCUUUGGGGCCAAUGGCAGCUGUGGAUCCUGCUUGUUCGAGUGGGUGCAUGAUUUUGGUCUUCUCUACGGAAUGCGUCAGUCGGUUGAGUUCCGAGCAACUUAUUGA
Molecule: messenger RNA, 933 nt
Organism: Clonostachys rhizophaga
Lineage: Eukaryota; Fungi; Ascomycota; Sordariomycetes; Hypocreales; Bionectriaceae
Source: the annotation of a GenBank genome assembly